GGUUGCUGAUCAGUGCUGAUCAAUUUUAUUAUUAAGAUAUAAAAAUAAUUAUUUAAAUCAUGGGAAAGUUAAAUGGUCCAAGACAAGAUAGAAAACAACUAUCAUGGAGUUACAGAAAUAAAAAAAAACAGGUUAAACAAAAUAGACCUCCACCAAAAGCUACUGAUAAUGUUCAAGUACAAAAUAAAAAUGCUAGAAUUAUUGUUAGAAAUUUAUCAUUUAAAGUUACUGAUAAAGAUGUAAGAAAUUUAUAUGAGCCAUUUGGUGAAAUUGAAGAAAUUGAUUUGCCUCGUCGACCAGAUGGCAAAUUACUUGGUUGUGGUUUUGUACAAUUUAAAAGAAUUGAAGAUGCAUCAAAAGCUAUAUUUAAAACAAAUAAAAAUGAAUUUCUUGGUAGACCAAUUAAUUGUACAUGGGCAGUAUCGAAAGCAAAAUUUGUUGAACAACUAGAACAAAAAAAAGCUGCUGAAAAAUCACAAGAUAAUGAUAAACAAAAUGAUACUGUUAAUUUAGAUGAUACAAAAAAUGAAGUUGACGAUAAAGAACAAACAUUUGAAAUUGUUCCAAAUAAAAAUAAAAUCAUCACUAAUAAAAUAACAAAAAAUGAAAGAAAAAAAAUGACACCUGAAGAAAGAAAACAAAAAAAAGAUGAAUUACGUAAAAAACGUGCAAGAAUUGUUGUAAGAAAUUUAUCAUUUAAAGCUGAUGAAAAUACAUUAAAAGAACAUUUUAAUAAAUAUGGAAAUAUUGAAGAAGUUAAAUUAUUAACAAGAGAUGAUGGUAAACGUGCUGGUGUUGGUUUUGUACAAUUUGAAAGAGUACAAAGUGCAGCAAUGGCAAUUCAUUAUGAAAAUAUGAAAAGUAUUUUAGAAAGACCAAUUGUUGUUGAUUGGGCUGUUCCAAAAUCUAAAUUUGUUAAAUCACAACAGGCUAAUGAUGAAGAUGAUAAUAAAAAUGAUAUUGAAAUUAUUGAUGGAGUAGAUGACAAAAAUAAAGAAAUAAAACUUGAUGAUCCUGAUGAAAUAAAAGAUGAAAAGUCUGGAGAUGAAGAUGAUGAUGCAUCUGUAAAAGAAGAAGAUUCUGAAGACGAGGAAGAUGAUGAUGAAGAUGAAGAAGAGGAGGAAGAUGAAGAUGAAGAUAAAAAAGAGGCAGAAGUUAAAGAAGAAAAAGAGCCUGAAAAACAAGAAAGAUAUCGUUCUCAUGAUGUAUCUGAAGGUAAAACUGUAUUUAUAAAAAAUGUACCAUUUUCAGUUAAAAAUGAUGAGCUCAAAGCUUGCAUGGAACAAUUUGGUAGAGUAUAUUAUGCUCUAGUUUGUAUGGAUCCAUUGACUGAGCAUUCAAAAGGUACAGCAUUUGUUAAAUUUUUAAAUGCUGAAGAUGCUGAAAAAUGUUUAGCUGCUGGUACAGAAUUACGUCUUCAUGAUCAAGUACUUGAUCCUCAUAGAGCACUUGAUAGUAAUGAUAUGAAAGAUCCAAAAUCAAUAAAAAAUCAAAGAAGUAAAGAUUCAAGAAAUCUUUAUUUAAUUAAAGAAGGUGUUAUACUUGCUGGUAGUCCAGCAGCUAUUGAUGUAUCAGCAGCAGAUAUGGCUAGACGUUUACAAUUAGAACAAUGGAAAUCACAAAUGCUUAAAAAUUUAAAUAUGUUUGUAUCAAGAAUACGUCUUGUUGUACAUAAUCUUCCACCAACACUUGGAGAUGCACAAUUUAGAGAAAUAUGUAAAAAACAUGCUGGACCAAAAGCAUUUAUUACAGAAGCUAGAAUUAUGAGAGAUUUAAAAAAUCCAGAUGCUAAUGGAAUUGGUCCAUCAAAAGGAUUUGGAUUUGUUGCAUUUUCAACACAUGAAGAUGCCCUAAAAGCACUAAGAAGUCUCAAUAAUAAUCCUAAUAUUUUUACAAAAGCAUCGAGACCAAUUGUUGCAUUUUCAAUUGAAAAUAGAAUCAUGGUUAAUGCUAAAGAACGUCGUGUACAAAAAAGUCGUGAUCACAAUCCAUUAUGGCAAAAUAAACGUAAAGAAACUUCAAAUGAUAAUAAUAAUGAUUCAACAAAUGAUCAAUCAUCAAAACGACCAAGAUAUCAUGAACCAAAUGAAGUCAUUGAAGCCAUUCCUGAAUAUUCUGGUGUAACUAGUAAACCAGGUCGAACAAAAUUACGUUCAAAAUUUAAUAUUAAAAAUCAAGCUGAAUUACACAAAAAAGUACGUCAAGAUCAACAUAAAACAAGAAAAUUCGAACGUAAAUUAAAAGAAAGACAAGUUAAUCGACAAUUAUCACAAAAACAAAUAAAACCAAAACAAGGCUCAAAAAAAUUAAGUAAAGAAGAUGUUAAUUUAAACAAAAUGAUUGAUAGUUAUAAAAAUAAAUUAUCAGCCCCAACACCAACUAAAUCAAAAUGGUAUGAUAAUUAAAAUUAAUCAAUAACUAUAAUAUUAAAUAAAUAAAUUUUCAAAUUAUACAAAUAAUU
This is a messenger RNA of Aphidius gifuensis, 2461 nucleotides long. RefSeq names its product RNA-binding protein 28-like. Lineage: Eukaryota; Metazoa; Arthropoda; Insecta; Hymenoptera; Braconidae. The transcript is spliced from 3 exons. The record is from RefSeq and is a predicted model, not a curated record. The coding region runs from base 60 to 2405 and encodes 781 amino acids. Gene Ontology annotation, molecular function: RNA binding.